AAAAUUUCAUUUAUCUUUGUGGAUGUUAAGCUAUUAGGCCAAGUGCCUGGGUCCAAACUCGUGAUUGCUUCACAACUGCUAGCAGUAGGCCUACCCGCAUGUGGGACAGCUGGGGGUCCGUGUUCCAGUGCUUGUGUUCACUUGCAUCUGAAGCACCACACGAUGAGAGGCUGCUGUUAACGACAUGGCCUUUUAAGCACGCUUGAGUCUCACUGUCUGACGUUGUUGGUCGGAGAAAUUUUCCGGAAGCGCCUUUUUGUGAGUUCAAAAACUGUUCAGUUGUAGCUUUUUCUUGAUCUUUUGAAUACAUGAAUCGUAUCUUUUAAAUCUGUUCCUUUCAGGAAAGGUUUCCCUGUUGGCACUUUGAAAUCCACAGGACAGGGAAAAACACUGUAUCUUCACACACACAGCGCACACACAACACGUGAAGUGGGAAUGUGCGGCAGGCAUAUGUAUCAACUGACGAGAAUAAAACAAUCAUUCUGUGGGAACACCUUCUGACGGGUAGAAUGUAAUGCUUGAUUGUUAUCCACAGCAAUGACUAGAAAUGGCGCGGAGAGGCAGCGAGCAGCAAUGAAUCGAAUCGACGCAUGGGCAGCGGCCGUGUGUUGGCAGCACAGCCGCUGGUUCCCUCGACUCCGGUGCGGGCAUAAUUUUCUGAGAAGUACUCCAGUGGCCACAGCAGUGUCACAGUGAGCGUAGAAUUGGAUUACAUUAAGUGAAAAGUACUUUCACAAACAUGUUACUUUAUUUUUUUCAGCUUGUCCGCAAUAACAAAAUUAGGACGACCGUCUUCGUAUUACAUUCGCAUGUUCUGCGCAGGGUCCCUGGAAGCGCUGCCCCCUGUGAGGCCCCCGUAGCAGGCUGCAGUUGGUACCUGCCGGCCUCGCAGCCGUUGGCAGCACUGACUGCGUGCCACAGCCCUGCCGCUUCAGGCGUCUGUCGCAUUUGUAGCCAGUCGUGUCCAGUGUGACGUUCUGCGUUGGGAUUUCGUGCUGCUGCUGCUGCUGCGCCGAGAAUUUCUCCUGCUACACCCACACCCUUAAUAAGGCGGUCCGGCAGUGCCGACACAGACGUAGACGCCCUGCUGCAGCCGUUCCCUCGCCUGCCGCGCGAGCUGGCAACGCCGCCCCGUGACGUCAGCGCUGGGUGGGGCAGCCGGCUGUCUGUGCGGCCCAGUUGUGACGCAGCAGCCUGGAGGGAAGCGGCGUGCCACGUUGUCCUGCCUGCCCAGACAGAGCUCGUGUAUCUUGUGUCUCCACGGGAAUACCUCAGAAAGGACCACCCACCAUGUCGGCAGUUACGGAGGUUCAGAACACCACAACCGAGGCCCUGGCCGCCCUGCUAGACGGGGGUGACGGCGCCCUGGUGACGCUGGUGGCGGGCGAGACGAGGGUGGCGGCUCACAGGGCCGUGUUGGCAGCCGCGAGCCCCGUGUUCGCAGCGAUGUUCGCGCACGACAUGCUGGAGGCCAGCUGCGGCCAGGUGAGCAUCGACGACGUGGAGGGCCCGGUGCUGAGGCUCCUGGUGGCCUACACGUAUACCCUGCAGGCCCCCCAGCUGCCCGACACGGCCGCCCAGCUGCUCUCGGCGGCCGACAAAUACGGCUUGUCGGCCCUGAAGGCUGCCUGCGAGCGGCAGCUGAUCUCGCAGUUGGCCGUCGAGACCGCAGCGGCGACGGCCGUCACGGCAGUGAGGCACUCGUGCCCGGACGCCACCAGGGCUGCCGUCGCCUUCAUAAAGGACCACCUGCAGGUGAUGGCCACGCGGGGCUGGGCGGACGCUGUGCUCGAGUACCCGCAACAAGUCAUUGAAGUCAGCAGUAUGCUCGGUGAGCCACCUGCAGAAGCCUGCUCGCCGACCGCCACAGGGGGCGGGUCCACCCCCAACUCUGACUGUCAACCCCACAGCGGCCACAGCCGGUCUCCUGCUGCAGCUGCGCCUCCCACGUCUGCCCGACACACCCCUCCACCUGAUGACGCAGCCGUCUCUCGCUUCCGGAGCCUUUCUGAUGCACAGCGAGGCAGGAGGCUGAUAGAGGCGGCUAAGGAGGGGGCGGUGGAGGAGGUGCGGGCGUUGCUCGCGGCUGGGGCGGACGUGGGGGCGAGGGGCGAGGACGGGGAGACCGCCCUGCACUGGGCUGCAUGGAGUGGCCACGCGGCUGUGGUGCGGCUGCUGCUCUCUGCGGCGUCCGACCCCAACGCCAGGAGUCAUGGGGGGCAGACGCCGCUGCACGAUGCGGCACUGAAUGGCCACACAGAAGUGGCGGCUGCGUUGCUGCAGGCCGGAGCCGACAGGGGGGUGAGGACUAAUGACGGGAGGACCCCCGUGGACUACGCCGGGCUGUGCAACCAUCAAGAGAUCGUCGAGAUGCUAACACAGCAUUAAUACGUGCCAGUAGUACUUCAUUGUACAGGGUAUUAAAAUAAAAAA
Molecule: messenger RNA, 2433 nt
Organism: Schistocerca piceifrons (Central American locust)
Lineage: Eukaryota; Metazoa; Arthropoda; Insecta; Orthoptera; Acrididae
Product: ankyrin-1-like
Exons: 5
Coding region: 1291-2388 (365 amino acids)
Biological process (GO): regulation of proteolysis; proteasome-mediated ubiquitin-dependent protein catabolic process
Cellular component (GO): cytoplasm
Molecular function (GO): ubiquitin protein ligase binding
Source: RefSeq, a predicted model, not a curated record